Molecule: messenger RNA, 793 nt
Organism: Lathyrus oleraceus (garden pea)
Lineage: Eukaryota; Viridiplantae; Streptophyta; Magnoliopsida; Fabales; Fabaceae
Exons: 2
Coding region: 151-540 (129 amino acids)
Source: RefSeq, a predicted model, not a curated record
GUGGAAAAUCGUAAGUAUCUAAUUUAUAAAUUUUAUUUAGUAUACAUGUUUCCAUGUUUCCAUGUUUAUAAUUAACACUUAUUCAAAUUGUUGUUUAGUUUCUCUCCGAGUAGGCCAGCUGCACAGUGUGUAAAACAUGUGAUUCAACAAAUGUAUAAAAAAGCUUGGAAGUCAUUCAAAGAACUUUCCAAGGAUGAGAAAGAUGAAUGGUUUGAUAAAUUUAAGGAAAAGUGUACGUGGAAUGUAAUGGAUGAAUAUAUGAUUAGAAAAAAUUAUCGGGGAAGAACAUCUGUCCGACUUUCUGACAUGCUUAGGCGUGUCAGACUUGAUUGGGAAGAACGAAAUAUUCGUCCCAACUGGAUAGGCAAGGAAGUAUUUGACGAACUUCUUGCCUAUUGGGCUACCGAUAAUUUUAAAGCUAAAUCUCAAAAAGCAAAAGACAUGAGAGCAUCCGAAAGGGGGGGUUGCCUUAAUGCUACAGGAAGUAUAAGCAUUGGAGAACAUGCAAAACGGAUGGUAAAAAUUAUAACUACGGUUUAAAAUUAUAUUUUGAUUUAUUAUGUGUUUAAUUAAAUUUAUUUAUAUUAAUCAGACUAAGGCACAAGGAAGACCCCCCCGACUUAAUGAGUUGUUUGUGAAGACCCGUACAAAAAAAUCGGGGGAUUUGGUUGAUGAUCGGUCGAGAAGAACUAUAGUAAGUUGUUUCUAUUUUAUUUUUUUUUGUUAAAAUUCUAUCAAUUUUGUGGCGUGAAUUUCACGUGGUAAUAAUGUUUGUGGCAUGAAUUUCAUGUGG